AUCAUCAUGAAGCAGAUGGUGGAUGCAGCACUCGAUAUGCAUGAAAAUGGAGUGUUUCACAGGGACAUCAAGUUGCUAAAUGUCCUUGUUGAAACUGGAUCCGCUGUCCCCCGUGUCCGAGUGAUCGAUUUUGGCUGCGGUUGUCUUGUGACAGAUGGAUAUUAUCGUCGCUAUUCUGGUACCUUCACGAAAGCUCCUCCAGAGUGGUUUCUGGAAAAACAAUACCAGGCGGAACCCACAACGGUGUGGCAGCUGGGAGCACUGCUGUAUGACCUGCUCGACCAUCAGGACACUUUCAAAACAUCAGUUUAUCUUCGGAGCGGGAUUGACAUCUGUCCUAAUCUGACGACAAACUGCAAAGACUUCCUGAAGAAGUGUCUUACCGAAGACCCCAACUGGCGAGCCACCUUGCUUCAGCUAAAAUACCAUCCCUGGCUUUGUGACGGGCGACCAC
Messenger RNA from Plectropomus leopardus (leopard coralgrouper), 454 nucleotides. NCBI's taxonomy places the organism in Eukaryota, Metazoa, Chordata, Actinopteri, Perciformes, Serranidae. The record is from RefSeq and is a predicted model, not a curated record.